AUGCAAGACGAGCAAUUGCGAUUAACUCCGCUACGUAAUAUUUUGGUCAAUGCAUCCAAUCAAGAUACAAACUCAAAGUUUGUAUCGGUGGUCACGGAAAUCGAAAGAUACCUCACAGAUAUUGCAUAUCAUGAAAACUAUACCGAUGACGAUGAAUUACCACUGGAUACAUUCGAUUUAACUAUAAGCGAUGGUAGACUUAAGGCCAAAUUUGUUCUUUCACACAAGUAUAACUCCAUGAUUCACAAAGGAUUACUUCAAACUCACUCUGUUGUCGAUAUACAACGCACGACUAUUAAAUACAAUGAAGCUGAUGUUCGAGGCAAGCCUUAUAUAUAUAUUGAAGAUUUGCAGAUUGUUGCCAAUGAUUUUGCGCUUGAUCUCGAACACGAAUUGCGAUUUGGCCCAGAAGCUUCAGAACGUGAGAUUGACUCUUUGCCACUUGCUUCUAGACGUAGAUACUAUUUGCCAAUGUGGAAUGACGUAGACUAUUAUGGAAGCAUCUGGGAUGAAUAUGUCGGUAAUUCUGCAGUUAGAAUGACGGAAGCAUCUGCAAUUCAAACUUACAAAAAAGUUGCUAACAUUGAAGAUGUCACCAGACUAUUUGAAACCAAAGGAGAUAAACACAAGUCUUAUCCACCAAUUAUUGGCAGAAUUGUCAAGAAAUCAAGACUCAGCCAUUACGGGAAAAUUAGCGAUAAAAAUAAAUUACCGUAUGUUAUGACGAUUAUUGUUGCCGAUGCCUCAUCUGCCGUGUCGAUUUGCUUAUGGAGCAAUGUAGCCGUUAAAUACUUUAAACUAUUGAAAGUUGACGAUGUUAUUUUGGUUAACGGCUAUAAAGUUCGUCCAGCACAUGAAUAUAUUACGAGAGCUGACAAUGAAUUACUGGAUGAUAUCAGUCAACUCGAAUUUGCAGUAAACCCCUCUAAUCCUAAAGGAGAAAUUGUUAUAUUGAGCGAUAUUAACUUGUACAAUGAUUUACCGACUCUGUACCAUAAUUUUCAUAACAGCGUAUCUCUUAUAAAUUUAAAAAGUAAUUGUAUAUGUGAUGUGAUGGGUUUGGUUACAUACGUUGGCAGACCGUAUCGUUGGAGUAGAAAAUCUAAUCAAUCCGGUGGCAAAAUACUAAUAUGUUCAAGUGUUAUGGUGCAUCACACCUUAAGAAAUUCCGCAAGUGUUCGCUACUUGCACUUAUCCACUACUAUUUAUUCGCAGCUAUGCGUUAGAAGUGCAGUAUCCACAAGUGUAAAGGAUCCCGUGUUUGGCGAUUGUAUUGUAUAUCAACAACUGCUUAGAUGGUGUUUGUCUGAUGAAGCCAAGGAAAUCCUUUCUCAUGCUUGCUACGGAGGAUAUUACUGUUAUCCACCUUGUCCAAUUGAUUUGCAAAAUAUCAUGUCAGCAUUUGAUGGCAAUGACAUAGAUAUUACAACAGCAAAAGUAGUUGCUAAGCGAGCGAAAGAGAUACACUACCGGCAAUCAGAGCGAUUUAAAAUGCAGGCUAUUGUAUCUCACCUUGUAGUAUGUAAUUUAAAUGACGGAAAGAAGUUAUCUUCGUCGACGAUACUCCAUAAUCCGCCGAUCAAUACUAGCAUAGUAUAUUCGCACGAUAGUGGAAUAUAUAGCCAAAAAAGAGACGAUGUCGGCGACUGUAUUUCGGAGGAGAGUCCGCAAGGUGCGCACGAACGCCUUUAUGGCCUUGAAAUUAAUAAAGAUAUUUCGAUUCCUGGUGAAAUGGCUAUACCUAUCGCCAUUAACUCAGAUCGUUAUGAUGCUAUUGAUGAGUAUUGGAUUUUAACUUUGUUAAGUUUAAAUAGGAAUAUAGCAAUAGAUGCAUUCUUUAUUCCGAUUACAAAUACUGAUCGUGAUUAUCGCAUGGCUGGAAAUUAUCCACCUAACGAUACUCAGUCUACUUUCGAUAUAUGUUCAGUACUAUCGCGCGGUACUCUAUCGGUUAGGCAUUCUAUCACACCUGAAUAUGUAAAAGAGAUCGAAAAUCAAUUACAAAGCAAACGAUUUUUGUUUGAAAUUGAUAUCUAUAACCAUGGCGAUGCUAUUAUAGAAGCAGUUAUAAAUCGAGGUUUUUUAAUAGAAAAUUGUGAUCAAAUCGCUACGGGCGAAAAGGAACAUCAAGAUUGGAAAUGA
Molecule: messenger RNA, 2142 nt
Organism: Trichoplax adhaerens
Lineage: Eukaryota; Metazoa; Placozoa; Uniplacotomia; Trichoplacea; Trichoplacidae
Exons: 9
Coding region: 1-2142 (713 amino acids)
Biological process (GO): regulation of DNA repair
Cellular component (GO): replication fork
Molecular function (GO): single-stranded DNA binding
Source: RefSeq, a predicted model, not a curated record